Acromyrmex echinatior (Panamanian leafcutter ant) is the source of this 1794-nucleotide messenger RNA. Its product is annotated as phosphatidylinositol glycan anchor biosynthesis class V. The record is from RefSeq and is a predicted model, not a curated record. NCBI's taxonomy places the organism in Eukaryota, Metazoa, Arthropoda, Insecta, Hymenoptera, Formicidae. Gene Ontology annotation, molecular function: pyruvate dehydrogenase (acetyl-transferring) activity. Gene Ontology annotation, cellular component: pyruvate dehydrogenase complex. Gene Ontology annotation, biological process: pyruvate decarboxylation to acetyl-CoA.
AAUUUAAUUAAAACUGAUUACGGUAUUUAAUUUAAAAUGUAUCUUGCUCGAUUAUUGAGGAGUAAAGAGAUACUGCGGGUGAAGAUUCCCACAGGCAAAACGUCCCAUAGAUCGGUCACGAAGAUGACAGUGCGCGAAGCGUUAAAUAUGGCUCUCGACGAGGAGUUAGCUCGGGACGAGAAGGUAUUCAUAUUAGGAGAAGAAGUUGCAGAAUUUGACGGCGCUUACAAAAUAACGCGUGGUCUCUGGAAGAAAUAUGGUGACAAGAGACUGAUCGAUACACCAAUUACGGAGGCUGGAUUCUGCGGUAUUGCCGUCGGUGCAGCGAUACUAGGUCUAAGACCGAUAUGCGAAUUUAUGACUUUCAAUUUCUCUAUGCAAGCCAUUGAUCGUAUUGUCAAUGGUGCUGCGAAGAAUCUCUACAUGUCCGCUGGAAGAUUUCCCGUUCCUGUUCUAUUCCGAGGACCGAAUGGUAAUGCCAAAGGUUUGGCUGCACAGCACUCUCAAUGUUUUGCCGCAUGGUUCAUGAGUACGCCUGGCUUGAAAGUCGUGUCGCCGUCGACCUGCGAAGAUUACAGGGGCUGCUUGAAAGCUGCCGUACGAGAUCCCGAUCCCGUAAUCAUGUUGGAGAGUGAACUGCUUUACAGCAUUCAGUUUUCCGUGUCCGAUCAAGCUAUGGACAAGGACUACCAGAUACCUUUCGGCAAAGCUAAGAUAGAGAGACCUGGAAAGCACAUCACUCUAGUGACACAUGGCCAGGCGUACGUGUAUACGCUUCAAGCGGCCGAGUUGUUGGCAGGACAAGGAAUCGAGGCGGAAGUUAUCAAUCUACGAUCGCUGAGACCUUUGGAUUGGGACAUGGUAUUCAAAUCGAUCAGCAAAACACACAGGUUAAUGACCGUCGAACUGGGCUGGCCUAGAUGCGGAGUAGGAGCCGAGAUCGUCGCGACAGUGAUGGAAAAUCCAGUCUUCUUUCAGCUGGAUGCACCUGCGGUUCGAUGCACCGGCGUUGACGUUCCGAUGCCUUAUUCAGAGAAGAUCGAGGACGAAUGUACCCCGAAGGAUCAUCAUAUAGUUGACUACGCUAAACGCAUCUGUGGCACAAAAUUCUGAUAUAGUUUAUUGGACAAUAAAGUUUCUCACUUACUGAAAUAUCUGAUGACACUUUUGAUGUAAUGCCGUGAAACAUAUUGAUGAUGAUGAAGUGGCACUGGAUUAGCCAUCGGUAAUCUAACGGUAUUAUAAUCGGGAUACAGAGGAAAAUCUGACGAUGCGAGUUGCCCGUACUCCUGCAAUGGUAGUCGGACCACUUUGGAUAUACUAUAAAUCAAUCCAAUUAAGUAUGGUGUAAUCUCGUUCAGCUGCGAUAUAUUGCAUAUUGAAGUUUUGACUUGAGCAAUGUUGAAAAACAACGUCGCUUGCUAUGUUUCGAGAACCGUAAGAUUGUCGUACCUGUUGACGAGGAUUAUUCGACGAAUGAUCCAUCCGAUAAUCGUAUCGUGUACGUUAAACAGGCAUUUCUGUAUGUUCUGGUUUACUUCUAUAUCGAUGAUUCUUUGGAAUUUUUAUGUUAAUAUAUUCGGGUGGGCAUGCUGGUCUCUGAGCAUCUAAAAUUUUCUCCAUCAUCUGUUGACUUGUUGAGGAUACAUUUUUCCGUUGUAUUACGUUUUAUAUAAUAAUACUAUCCUAGUCUUAACUAGUUAUCAUUUAGUUCCUGAAAUUCUAAAAAACUCAACAAAUAGGAAAUAGGAAAUUGCUAUAACGAAUGUUAACAUCUAAAAAAUGUGUGUGAAA